AUGCGCAGCGUGCCUCCUCGCGUCUCCAGCGCCGCCAACGCGGUCGCAGCCGCCUCCGCGCGGCUCUCCAUGACGGCCGAGUCGACCAAGGCGCUCUGGGACGGACUGUACAGGAAGAUCGCGCAGCUCUCGACGCCGUCCGAGCCGCACAAGCCCCGAGCUGCAGUCGCGACCGAGCGCACGCCGCUGCUGCUCUUCGAUGCGACGGUGGCGCCCAGCGGCGGCGUCGAGAACGAGGAGGCGUCGCUCACGGGGUGCGUCAAGCCCGCGUCCUCCAGACGCCACAACAGCGAGUGCCAGGCGCUGCUGCGUCUCGCCUUCCAGAUGCUGCUCUUCGCCAUCGUGGACUUCGCGCCCAACUUCCUCAGCGGCGUGCUCACGGGCCACCUCAGCGCCGCGCACAGCAGCGAGUUCAUGGCGGCGCGCAGCCUGGCGCUCAUCUUUAACAUGGUCACCAGCACGACGCUGAUCGCCGCCAUGAGCGCCGCCAUGGACACGCUCUGCGCGCAGGCCUACGGCGCCGGCCAGCUCCGCGAGCUGGGGCUCUUCUUCCAGACCGGCCUGCUCGUCUUCUGCAUCGGCUUCCCACCCGUCGCCAUCGCCAGCUUCUACUGCGUCGAGCUGCUCGAGUUGGCCGGUCAGAGGCGUGAGCUGGCGCAGCUGGUGCACAGCUUGGUGCUGCUGGCGCUGCCCGGGGUGCCCUUCACGGCAGUGAACGCCUUGAUGUGCAAGAUACUGCAGGGCCAGAGUCGCGUGGAGCCCCUUGUCGGUGUCGGGCUCAUGGCUAGUGUCGUGCAGGCCACGCUGCUGUACGUGUUCAUGUUCCGGACGCCGCUGGGGUUCACCGGCUCAGCUCUAGCCAUCUCAGCGACCAUGGCCUGCUACGCCAUUGUGUUGGCGACGUACUUGUACCGCAGUGGGCUCUACCAGCGUGAGUGGCCGGGGUGGCAUUUCUCGGAGGCGGUACGGCUCAUGCCCGAAUUUCUGCGUCUGGGUGUCUCCGGGAUGGCCAUGUUCGUGUGUGAAGUCUGGGGGUUCGCAGCAGUGGGGCUCUCGUCCGGGAUGCUGCCUCAUGCCGCCGCCGUAGUGAGCGCGGACUCGAGCUACGGCAAUCUCCGCUGGCUUGGUGCGCUCUGGUACGCAGCUAUCUCGCUCGCGGGUUCUGUUCGGGUCGGGAACGCCCUGGGGGCUAACGACCCAGCACGUGCGUGGCACACGGCGAAGCUGGCGUUGGGCUUAAGCUCGGUGUGCGCCCUCGUCGCCUCGGUGGCGAUGCUGCUGCUGCAUGGCGUGCUCCCCUUCGCCUUCACAAGUGACGAGCGCGUGGUGUCGAUUACGUCGAAGCUGCUGCUCGUGACCAGUCCGCUGCAAGUCUUCGCCGCUAUCUCGUCGGUUUCUCAAGGCAUUUUCCGCGGAUGUGGGCUACAGUCGCUCGGUGCGAAGGUGAACUUUGUCUGCUACAUCCUGCUGGCUGUACCGUUGGGGUUGCUCUUGGCUUUCCCACUUGAUAUGGGACUGCUGGGACUUUGGCUCGGGCUGAAUGCUGGCUUCAUCGCAUCUGGGCUCUUCAGCACGUACUGGUUGGCAUUCCGAGCGGACUGGGCGAUGCUGGCGUACCAGGCAGUGGAGCGGACUACAUGCGGGGCUCCAAGCAGCGAUGAGCUCGGGAGCGAAGGCUGCCACCUGCCGUCUCCAAUGGCUACUCGGGACGUCUCUUACUCGAUAGAACCAAUGCACGAGCCUUCUGCCGAUGAGCUUCGGCCAUCUACAAGUUCUAAGUGA
This is a messenger RNA of Phytophthora sojae, 1782 nucleotides long. RefSeq lists its product as hypothetical. The transcript has a single exon. Bases 1 to 1782 code for a protein of 593 amino acids. Gene Ontology annotation, cellular component: membrane. Gene Ontology annotation, biological process: transmembrane transport. Lineage: Eukaryota; Oomycota; Peronosporomycetes; Peronosporales; Peronosporaceae. Gene Ontology annotation, molecular function: antiporter activity; xenobiotic transmembrane transporter activity. The record is from RefSeq and is a predicted model, not a curated record.